AUGAAUUCCUCGUGCUCGACGACUUUCACUUAUUGGGAUUCUGUGCAAUUUCAAGCUACUUAUUCUCACAUUCUGAUUCUAAUUACUCUUCCAAUCAAUCUAUUCGGCGGCUACUGUAUCAUCAAGAAGACUCCGCGGAAUCGCAAGACUGCCAGAUGGUAUAUACUCCAUCUUCAUGCGUGGUAAGCUCUCAAACACCUUCUGAACAAUGACGUCAUCGGUUUGGUGUGCAGGACGAUUCUGACGGACUUGCUCAUCGGCGGCCUGCUCACUCCUUACAUGUUCUUUCCGUUGCUCGUCGGAAUUCCGGCCGGAGUGCUCAGUUGGCUCUCGGUUCCCGUGUGGAUUCAGGUGUUUUUCGCGCAAGUUGGACUAGGCGGUCAGUUGGGAAAACAACGAAGAUCAGAUGAUGCACCACGUGCUGUUCUGUCCCAUGAAAACUUGUUUCGCUUUUGAAAACAAUGGGGCGCGCUUUCAGGUCUAGCCACAUCAAUUGUGAUGCUUUUCGAGAACCGGCACAACACUUUGGUUCGAGGGAAGUUCAAAAUAGAGGCCGAAUGGAUUCGCUACACUUUCUACGCGCUCAACGGCAUCUACUCGCUCCUCUUCCUCCUUCCUUGCUACUUCAGAAUCCCCGAUCCGACGUGGGCCAAGCCGAUUCUCCUAGAAGUAGUCUGUGCUCGUCGCCAACUCUCACACAAACCUCAACCUUUUCAGAUCCUGCCUUGUCCUCAUCCGUCCUAUUUCCAAGACAACGUGUUCGUAUUCUCAAUGGACAUUUCUUCGGUUACCGGCACCGCCGGCUUCUACCUCAUGUUCAUGCUAUUCGAAACGUUCGCUCUUUGCAUUCACUCCAGUUAUUUCUUGCUCAGUCUGAAGACGCACAUGUCUCGGGCGACGAGAAAAUUGCAACAAAAGUUUUUUAUCGACAUGAUCUGGCAGGUACUGUGAUAAAUAUUAGGUCAGUGACCACAUGGUAUGAGUUUGUAGGUAUCCAUUCCAGUCGGAGUCAUCGUUCUCCCGAUGCUCUACUGCUUCUACUCGAUCGUUCAACAACAGUACAACCAGAGUGAGAAUUCGCAGUGGAUCAAAUUGCAUUCUCUGCUAAUUUCAGUGUACAACAACAUCGCCGUCAUCUGCAUCUCUCUUCACGGAAUGAGCUCGACCCUCACGCUCAUUUGGCUCAAUCCGACCUAUUGUCAAUUUGCUCUUAGCGCGCUCACUUGCAUGAAGUACAAAUCGAGAACACGUGGAAACAGCACCGUCAUGACCAUGUCGCCCUUGACAAUUACCGUAGUCCAGUAGUUCGCAGCAUCAUGAAUAAACAUUUCGCUCAAUUUGAAUCUACCUCUCUCUCUCUUUCUCACUCCAACUCGGUAUUUUUGUUCUCAUCUGAAUUUACAGUCUAGACCCAAAAUUUCGAUUUCAGAGAAUGGUUCUUCCGGUGAUAGUUCGUGAAAGUGCAAAGUCCGACUAUCGAAUUGUGUUCAGAAAUACGUCGAUCUUUGUCGUGGCAGUAAAGGUUCGAGUCGAAAUGAACGUCUUCACUCACUUUGUGUCCAGAUAAUCAACCCGAAUGCGUCGCUGAGACUGGAUCGUCACGAGUGUUUCCUUCUCGCCAACAAGUACACCUUCAUCAAUGUUCUGGACACGCCUGCGAAAGCGGACGUCAAGAAGACGCCUCUGAAGCCAGUUCUCGUCUACUGCCGCGCCAUGUACCCGUUCAAUCGCAAAAAUAUCCGACAUUGGAUCGAGAACCACGUGACGGACAAACCGCAACAUCUCGUUCAGACGCUCAACUUCGCCAUCGACGAUUCCGAGUUUUCGGCGAAGACGGUAAGGGAAUCCGAUCGAUUUCCACUCAAUCUCCUUAGGUUAUUGUCGACCUGCCCGGAAAAUCGACGAUGAUCGAGUCGACUGGAUAUGCGAUCAAGAUGAACAACAGCAAAAUGCUCUUGAGAACGUUUUUGGAAAACGGUAACGGAUUACGGUAUCUACUGAAGAUUUAGCAUGCUAUAGAUACUUCUUCUGCCGUUCCGAUGGAAGCCAAAUCCGUUCUGAAAUGUCUUCCGCGAGUUGCCAAGCCGGAUAAUCGGAACACUGCGAAGCCGGUUCCAAAGGUCCCGAUUGAAAAUGAGUUAGGAGGGAAAACGGUGUAUCCCGAUUGCCCAUUUCAAUUUACAGAGACGCUUGUUUCAUUAUUCCGUUGUUCAAAGCACUCUGCAACCCAACGACUAAGGUGGAGACUGUCUGA
Molecule: messenger RNA, 2254 nt
Organism: Caenorhabditis sp. 36 PRJEB53466
Lineage: Eukaryota; Metazoa; Nematoda; Chromadorea; Rhabditida; Rhabditidae
Source: the annotation of a GenBank genome assembly